GCGAACACGCAUGCGCUCAACAGCAUACCUGCAUCCCAGUCGCAAGCGGGAUUCUGAGCGAAAAAAUUAUAAAUUUCUUAAUGCUUUGUUCCGUCUCACAUCUUUUGAUGCUUCCUUAAAAAAAAAAAAACAACAUCAAACAGCAACAACAAAAGACUCUUGUGACUAUAAAUUGAAAGCUUGUUUGGCCCCAAAUCGCAAAAGAACAAGAAAACGUCUCAACAAAGCACCUACCUCCCUCCAAAUCAGUGAAAAUGACCGGCGUAUCCUACCACAUCGCCAAUCUGCUGGAGAAGAUGACUUCCAGUGAUAAAGAUUUUCGUUUUAUGGCUACAAAUGAUCUGAUGGGAGAAUUACAGAAAGAUUCCAUUAAAUUGGACGAUGAAAGUGAAAGAAAGGUUGUAAAAAUGCUUUUAAAAUUGCUUGAAGACAAAAAUGGUGAAGUUCAGAACUUAGCUGUAAAAUGUAUGGGUCCUUUGGUGAAUAAGGUGAAGGAGUUUCAAGUUGAAACAAUAGUGGAUACCCUGUGCAGCAAUAUGUUAUCAGAGAAAGAACAACUGAGAGAUAUAUCAAGUAUAGGACUGAAAAUUGUAAUUAGUGAACUGCCUCCAUCCUCUACUUCCCUCGCUGGUAGUAUCUGUAAAAAAAUUACAGGUCGAUUAACCAGUGCCAUUUCUAAAGAAGAUGUCUCUGUCCAGCUUGAAGCUUUAGACAUUUUGGGAGAUCUUCUCAGUAGAUUUGGAGGUUUACUAAUCAACUUCCAUUCCACCAUUCUUCAGUCACUACUUCCCCAAUUAUCAAGUUCACGUCUUGCUGUACGAAAGAGAGCUAUUGUUGCUAUUGGCUAUCUUGUAAUGAGCUGCAAUAAUGAAUUGUAUCAGGAGUUAAUUAACUUCUUGUUAACUGAGCUAGAGAGAAAUGGUUCUACCUCUACUACACGUACCUACAUACAGGCUGUUGGUGCCAUCAGCCGCCAGUCUGGCCACAGAUUUGGUGAAUACCUUGAUAAAAUGGUUCCUUUGGUUGUUGGCUUCUGUCGAGAAGAAGAUGAUGAAUUACGGGAAUAUUGCUUACAAGCUUUUGAAUCUUUUGUACGCCGCUGCCCCAAAGAAAUCACUCCUUUUGUGGAUCAAAUUACACCAAUUUGCUUGAAGUACAUCUGUUACGAUCCAAAUUAUAAUUAUGAUGAAGACGAAGAGAACGAGUCUAUGGAUAUUGGACAUGAAGACGAAGAUGAAGAAGAUUCUGAAGACGAAUACAGUGAUGAUGAUGACAUGAGUUGGAAGGUACGACGGGCAGCAGCCAAAUGUCUUGAUGCCAUUAUUGGAACCUGGCAUGAAAUGUUACCCGAUUUUUAUAAAAACCUCUCUGCUGCUCUCAUUGCCAGAUUCAAAGAAAGAGAAGAAAAUGUGAAAGCUGAUAUUUUCCAUGCCUACAUCACAUUACUUCGUCAGACCAAACCUGUUGUCUCAUCCGGACCCGACUCCAUGGAUCAUGAAGAGGGUCCCGUAGCAAUGUUACAAGCUCAGGUUCCCAGUAUUGUGAAAGCAAUUCAUAAACAGAUGAAAGAAAAAAGUGUGAAAACUCGUCAAGGUUGCAUUGGUCUGUUGAUGGAGUUAGUUCAGGUGUUACCUGGAGCAUUGACUAAUCACAUGCUAGCACUUAUUCCUGGUAUAUUGUACUCCUUCAGUGAUCGAAGCUUCAGCUCCAAUAUGAAGAUAGACACCCUUGCAUUUCUGAACAGCUUAAUGGUCAACCACAGUCCAGUUGUUUUUCAUCCUCACAUUGCAGUCCUUGUACCGCCAAUCAUUGCUGCUGUAAAUGAUACAUUUUACAAAAUCACAUCUGAAGCUUUGUUGGUUAUGCAGCAACUGGUGAAGGUCAUAAGGCCUUUAGAUGUUCCAUGUAGUUUCAAUUUUGAGCCAUAUGUCAAAGAUUUAUAUGGUUGUGUGUUGUGUCGUUUAAAAGCUGCAGACAUCGAUCAAGAAGUCAAAGAACGAGCCAUCACUUGCAUGGGUCAAAUAAUCCGUAACCUUGGAGACAGUUUAACAGAAGAAUUGAAAACUUGUUUGCCAAUCCUGUUAGAGCGCCUUAAAAAUGAAAUAACACGGUUAACUGCUGUCAAUGCACUAACGAUGAUUGCUGGUUCACCCUUAAAAAUUGAUUUACGUCCAAUUUUGGAAGAAGCUAUACCAAUUCUUGCAACUUUUCUGCGGAAGAAUCAUCGCGCUUUGAAACUGAAAACGUUGGCCUGUCUUGAUGUUCUUGUAAAACAUUAUGGUGUUUAUUUGACUCCAGACAUGAUUGGCAACAUGAUGGAGGAAAUGCCACCACUAAUAAAUGAAAAUGAUCUGCAUGUGUCACAACUGACACUAAAUCUUCUAACAUCCAUCUUACAUAUACAUCCUCCAUCCAUGACUAACAUCCAAGAUAAGAUGUUACCCCAGAUCUUGUUAUUAGUCCAGUCACCUUUGUUACAAGGUGGGGCCCUAGACUCAAUACUUGAAUUCUUUCAGGCUCUUGUCAAUGCUGACCUACCAAAACUUGCAUCCAGAGAUCUACUUUUGAUGCUCAUUACACCUGUAUAUAAUCCUGUGUCUGGGGUGCAAUCAAGUAAUGCUGUUUUAGCUGUACAUAAACAGGCAUUUCAUUCGAUUGCCAAGUGUGUUGCUGCUAUAAUAAGUCAGACAGAAGCUCCCAAAGUUAUUAACCAGUUUGUAGCAGAUAUUAGGCAUGCAAAGGCCUCUGAUUCUGUGAAGCUGUUUUCUUUAUUAGCUCUAGGGGAGAUUGGCCGACAAAUAGAUCUUAGUGGAUAUGGUAAGAUCGAGAAUGUGAUAUUAGAAUCAUUUUCAUCCCAAAAUGAAGAAAUAAAAUCUGCCGCAUCUUAUGCUUUAGGUAAUGUCAGUGUGGGUAAUUUGACCUACUUCCUGCCAUUUGUAUUACAAGAAAUCAAGAAUCAACCUAAAAGACAAUAUCUGUUAUUACAUUCUCUAAAAGAGAUAAUUAGCUGCCAGUCAGUUAACGAAUCCACUGUUGAUAACUUGAAACCAUAUGUAGAAGACAUUUGGUCUAUGUUAUUUGCCCAUUGUGAAUGCCCUGAGGAAGGAACACGAAAUGUUGUAUCAGAAUGUCUAGGGAAAUUAACUCUAAUUGACCCUUCAACGCUGUUGAAUAACCUUAAAAGUUAUUUAGAUUCUCCCUCCCCCUAUACAAGGAGCACUGUUGUUACAGCUGUUAAAUUCACCAUAUCAGACCAGCCACAAGGAAUCGAUUCCUUACUUCGAACAUAUAUUGGUGAUUUCUUGAAAACAUUACAAGAUCCCGACUUAAAUGUACGCCGAGUUGCUCUGAUAACUUUUAAUUCUGCUGCACAUAACAAACCUUCUCUUAUUCGAGACUUAUUGGAUUCUAUUCUUCCACAUCUUUACCAUGAAACAAAAGUCAGAAAAGAACUAAUCAGGGAAGUUGAAAUGGGUCCCUUCAAACACACCCUAGAUGAUGGACUUGACAUUCGUAAGGCUGCAUUUGAAUGUAUGUACACCCUUCUGGAUUCAUGUUUGGAUCGAAUUGAUAUCUUUGAAUUCCUUAAUCAUGUGGAAGAUGGUUUAAAGGAUCACUAUGAUAUCAAGAUGUUAACCUACUUGAUCCUUGUACGCUUGGCACAUCUCUGCUCCAACACCGUUCUACAAAAACUGGACCGUUUAGUUGAGCCAUUGCGAGCUACCUGUACUACAAAGGUGAAAGCACACUCUGUGAAACAAGAGUUUGAAAAACAAGAUGAGUUGAAACGAUCAGCUAUGAGAGCUGUGGCAUCAUUACUCAAUAUUACUGACUCAGCAAAGAACCCAAUUGUGAAUGAAUUUCUAGUACAAAUCAAAGGUAAUUCCGAACUGUCUGCAAUGUUUGAAGCCAUACAGAAAGACGUCUCUUCCACUGGGUCAGAUUCCUUGAUGGACAUCAGCUGAAUGCUCUCAACCCCCUUCUUAGCCCUAACUUUCUUAUCUCUUAUCAUCCUCUGUGCCUUUAUUUACAGCUUGUCUCUUCACGUCCACACUUAUAAUAUACUCAAAAACAAACAAACAAACAAACAUAGAGAUGAUGAUGAAGAAGAAGAAGAAGCAGGUUUCUAUGGCAACCUCUGAAAUAUUGAUUGACUUGCAUUUUCUUCUCCUGGAGAAAAUCAUCUUCUGACUAAGGAAUUACUAUUAACACACGCACACACACACACACUGCUUCUCUCUGUCUGUCUCUCUCUCUCUCUCUUACACACACACACACACACACAUACAUACAUACCCAUACACACAAUUGAUGUCUGAACUUUAGUUUUCUCUGAUUUUCCAUGUCUGUUUAAUGUCAGACCAUUGUUUCAUAAAGAUUUCCUGUUCCUUGCUUUUCUAUUUCCACUUCUUCCCCCCUCUCCCCCUCUCUCUCUCUCUCUCUCUCUCUCUCUCUCUCUCUAAUUAAGUGUGCCAUUAAUUGCAGUUAGCCUCUGUCCAUUUGUCUCACUUGAUCCAUUUAUUGCUGACCUGUUGAUUGCUCGGAUUAUGUUUCUGAUAUGGCGAGAAAAAAAGAAACAAAAAGAAGAAAAAAAAAAAAGAAAAAAGUGAAAAUAAAUAAACAAACACCACCCCA
Octopus sinensis (East Asian common octopus) is the source of this 4635-nucleotide messenger RNA. RefSeq names its product cullin-associated NEDD8-dissociated protein 1. Lineage: Eukaryota; Metazoa; Mollusca; Cephalopoda; Octopoda; Octopodidae. The record is from RefSeq and is a predicted model, not a curated record. Gene Ontology annotation, cellular component: nucleus. Gene Ontology annotation, biological process: protein ubiquitination; SCF complex assembly. The transcript has 33 exons. The coding region runs from base 255 to 3965 and encodes 1236 amino acids.